GUGCAAACUGUCAACAGUCUAAUCCAGUACCAGUCACGGUCACGUGAUUGUGUGUCUGUAUUUAUGUUAAUUUAUCUUUCAACACAUUUGUUUCAGUAAUAGUGAUGUCUCGGAAGACCAAGACCGAGGAAUAUUACCGCUUUUUUACUGUAACAGAUUCACGCACACACGAGAAAGGACACACGGAAUAUAAAGUAACAGCCAGGUUUGUGUCAAAGACGCAGCCAGAGAACGUUAAAGAGGUAGUGGUGUGGCAAAGGUACUCAGAACUCAAGAAGUUACAUGGAGAACUGGCAUACACUCAUAGGAAUCUAUUCAGGCGACAAGAAGAGUUUCCUCCUUUUCCACGAGCACAGGUUUUUGGGCGUUUUGAUGAGGCAGUGAUUGAAGAGAGAAGGAAAGCAGCUGAGACCAUGCUGCUCUUUACAAUUAAUAUUCCUGCACUCUACAACAGCCCUCAGCUCAAAGAAUUUUUCAGGGGAGGAGAGGUGAGAAAACCCUUGGAUACAGCCGCCAUUGCCACCUCUCUGCCACCUCCUCUUAUUCCCUUACCUGAGAAGGACACUGCACUACUGGCUGAAGAAGAGAUGGGGAGAGAAGCUCCUAUCCAGACCCAGGAACUAGAGUCCAAUCAAAGACUGACAGAUAUAGCCAGGCCUGAGAUGGCAGUCGAGGCCCUCAGUGACACGGAAAGCAGCUUAACACAAGAGACUCCAUCAAAUUCAAAAAUACAAGAACAGAAAGAAAAUGAGAGAGAGGAGGAGAUUAAAGCACAUCUGAACAAUGACACAGAUCAGUCCUCUGCUGCUAAAGACACUACAACACAUGUCCUUUCAUUUCCAGAAAUCCAAGAUUGUCCAGUUGAUGAAUCAGAGGAGUUUGAUUUGCUCUUUGAUUCAGGAUUGGAUGAACCUACAGACAAGUCCCUUCCUGUGCUAUCAGAUACAGACCUCGCUAUUUUUGAUCCAUGUACCAAAGAAGAACAACAGUAUGGAUCGCCAAGCCAUGCUGAACUUCUGUCAGUCCCUCUGACCGGGACAAAUGGCGCCGAGCCUGAUAGAGAUGGAAGCUAUGUGUCCCAGGCCAAUGAAGAGCUGAAUGCUGCCCAGGAGCGAGAGAAAGAGGCCGAUUACAGUGCAGCAGUUCAACGAUACAGAGCAGCUGUUGAUAUACUUAUGAAGGGAGUUCAAGGAGAUGUGGAUUUGAAGAGGAGAGAUUCUGUGAAGAGGAAGAUUGCUGAAGUCCUAGAGCAUGCAGAGAGACUUCUUUCCAUACAGACUCCCACUCACAACCGCAAUACAUAGAGAACCAAUUGAAACGCACACACACACACUAACUCAAGCUUCAUCAAACCUCAUACUCAAGCACACUCCCACUUACACACUUUGGACUUAGUUUUAGUUAACAUACACAUUCAAACAAUUCCGCCACACUUUUAAGUGUAACUCGCCACCCACACAGUCAACAUACACACAUACACUUGACUCCCACACUUACAUUCCAGUUUACUCAAAUAGUUACUCUUGUAACACCAUCCAGCAGGAUGUGCCCAAUUCUUGUUAUGCAUUGGACUACCUGCACUGCACGAUCAUAACUGCAGAUUUUUAAAUUAGUUUAUUCCGACUUUAAAUGAUUUGUGACACUUCUUGACAUGUGUAAGCAACUGGAAUAAUAUUUCUUAUUUCUUAGAUUUCGAUACUGUUGUGUAAAUUAAACAUUUGUGUAAAUGAUUGUCUAAACGAAGAAAGGAAGUGUUUCAAUUAAAUCUGUCUGUUAAUCAUAUUUGUUAAUGAUAUGCACUUAUAAAUGCACAACAGACCAGGACUGUGUGUAUAAAGAAACAAUUUAACUUUAAAGGGGUCGUAUGGGGCGAAUACGUGUUUUUCUGUGUCUUUGAUGUUAUAAGUUGCCUGUGCAUGUAUUAGACACGUAAAAUUGCAAAAAUUAAAGCGUCGUAACAAAAGAUGCAUUCUAUCUAAAAGCGAAUGCUCACCCAGACCUGCCUGAAACGCCUCGUGUAACCACACCCCCACAAAUCUACGUCAGUUCGUGGUAUGAUUUCACUAAGACCGCCCAAAUGUACGCAAGUAAGGUGGCCGUACCUGUCAGUACAAUUGCUUUGGAACCUGAUGUUCCAAAUAUGGUAAGAGGCGUUUCAUUUCCGUCACACGCUUGCAGUAUUCGACCAAUCACUACGCACUGGCUAACUGGCCAAUCAUAGCACACCUCGCUUUUCAGAGCAAUGAGAUUUGUAAAAAAUCCACGCGUUUCAGAGAGGCGGGGCAACGAGGCGAUAUAAACAUGCAUGUGGAAAAUACAUCAUUUUUUAACCUUAAAUCGUGUAUACACAUUUCAUUACAUCUCAAACAAACGAUAAUAUUUGUUUUAGCCGUGUCAUAUGACCCCUUUAAUGACAUUGAGUGCAGUUUUUUUGGUACAACACCAGAUGUCACUGUCCUGUGCUAGUCCAUAGAUACAAAGCUCAAGACAUCAGCGUCAAUGAAUCCACAUAACCUUAAAGCCAUGAUGUAGAAAUGCUGCUGUAGAUAUAUUGGCUCUUUCCAGAGUCAGAACAAAAGUAAGGCACGAAUAUAAGGACUAAAAGGAUUAUAGAGAGCUGAAAGAGGGAACGAGAGGAUGACCACGGAUCAUCUCUAUUGUCAGCGGAUGGAAAAGAUCUUUUUUCCCCUCCUACUGUUGUUUUCUAUUUCUCCCAUUGGGCUGGGGAAUUUGCUGUUUUGGCUGCCUGGAGAGAAUGUGGAAUAGAGAGAGAGGUUACUGCACCUGUGUGUGUGUGUGUGUGUGUGUGCGCGCGCGCGCGUGCGUGCGUGCGUGCGUGCGUGCGUGCGUGUGUGUGUGUGUGUGUGUGUGUGUGUGUGUGUGUGUGCGAUGAAGAGAGUGACAAAAAGGGGGAGAUGGAGUGUAUUUGGGCAUUAGCAUGCUGUGAGUGUCGGCUCUCAAUGUCCCUCUCUCUCCCUCUCUAUCCCUCAUUCUGUCUCUCACUCACCAAUCCCUCUCUCCUCAGUGUCCACGGCAAUUAUACCAUCAAAACACUCCAGCCAAAGAGGAUAAUUGCAACCUGAGUACUGCAGAGAGACUGAGAGCGAGAGUGAGUGAAAAUGUGUGUGUGCACGAGCAUGUUUUCUCAUGUCUGGUAUCCGUGUGUGGAUGAAAGUGUUAGUCGGUGCAUUGUAUUGUAUUCCUGAGGUUCUCCACUGCGUGGUGAGAGUCAUUUGGGUCAAAGAUCAAAGAAUCUGUUUGCGGUACUAAGAGGACAAUGACAAUCCAUUGAAGACACAUGCACACGCUCCCUGUUUUAAUCAUGUGCAUUACCGCAGUCAGUUUUCUGAAACACAAGGUCAGAGGCCCAAACUCAACAUCACUGAGCUCAGAAAGCUGUGUGAAAUGAUGGCUCAACAAGACCAAGCGUCCCGCGUUGCGACAGAUUAAAAUAGGCCCACACAAAACUUCACAGAGAAUUUGAAAAUAUUUUGUCUAAUUUUUCAUGCCUCAUGUUGACAUUACGCACAGAUUAUCACCAAAAUCUUUGGAGAUCUUAAUCUUUGGUCUGAAAUUUAUAUAAAUUUCUAUUGACUAUUAAACACAUUUGUUUUCUAUUAGUAAGGCUAUAUUAAAACUGACACUUGGUGACCAAUUUUACCUUGCAUUGCCUAACCCAUUGCCAAUAUAUCUGUUUAUCACUUGUUAAAAUCUCCUAUAAAGUGUACACUUAUGUAUUAUAUAAACAUCCCACUAUGUGGAUUUGUUCCCUGUGAUUUUAGGUUUUUGUGGUUUUAAUAAGAAAGAUGAUUUGAUUUAUUAUUCUGCUCUUUUUAGAUUGUAUUUUCUCUAGUUGAGCAUCAGUUGUCACUCACUGUCUCCCCACAGUCACCUUGCCCAAGGCUGAAUGUGUGAGUGCUCGUUCUCUCAUACACAUUUUCCCUCAGAGGGAGCCAAUGGGCAAACACUUUGCCUGCCCAUUGACCCUCUCAAACGUCUAUCUCCACUUCAGCUUUCUCUCUCUCCCCUGGAUGCCACAUUUUCAUUCGCCGCAUAUUAUGGGCUCAUAUUGCAAUAUGUUUGAUCGUGACUCAUUCUAAUGAGACAUUUUGAUAUGUCUCCCACCAUUUGAAAGGAUCGACAUUCGUGUGGCAUUUUUAAAACACUGCUUGCGAAUGGCUGUGUCCCUUUGGUGUGUUGCAAGGCUCUUUGUUAGAAUUGCUCAUGCAUUUUAAUAUUGUUUGCUGUCAGUCAUUUGGCUUCAGUUCAAAGGAUUCAGUGUGAGUUGUUAAUGCAGUUCAAAAGCCAUUCGGCUUGAGGUGUACGUUUACAGUGAAGACUGACUGUAUUAUCAGAUAAGGAUUUUAUCAAAGAAUCUACAAUCAUGUAUUGCUACUAAUAUUACUGUAUUUUUCAAUAUAAUAAAAUAUUAUUCACAAAUGAAACAGACAGGAAUCAUUUAACAUAAACAUCACUUGUCAAAGUAUAUAGACCGUACCAACUGGUUGAUUACCUUUGCAUUUUAUCCUUGCUUAAUUGUUUGUUUAUUCUUGUUUUGUUUUCUCUCCCUCUUUGUUCUUGGGAGAUGUUAUUUUUCUGUUUUUUUUUUUUGUUCUAAUGUACCAUGGAAAAGGAAUGAGUGGAAAACAGCCGUGGAAUAACUGUAUAUCUUGUAUUAAUGCUUGCGAAAUGCUGG
Molecule: messenger RNA, 4696 nt
Organism: Triplophysa rosa
Lineage: Eukaryota; Metazoa; Chordata; Actinopteri; Cypriniformes; Nemacheilidae
Gene: snx15
Product: sorting nexin 15
Exons: 8
Coding region: 105-1304 (399 amino acids)
Molecular function (GO): phosphatidylinositol binding
Source: RefSeq, a predicted model, not a curated record